Molecule: messenger RNA, 848 nt
Organism: Antechinus flavipes (yellow-footed antechinus)
Lineage: Eukaryota; Metazoa; Chordata; Mammalia; Dasyuromorphia; Dasyuridae
Gene: C3H1orf50
Product: chromosome 3 C1orf50 homolog
Exons: 5
Coding region: 16-681 (221 amino acids)
Source: RefSeq, a predicted model, not a curated record
UCUUCCUCACAGCGCAUGCGUCACCUGUCGGGCUUCUCCAGAGUCGGGAACAUGGCGGCUCCUGAGGCGUCGGUCUGUGAAGACGACGUGGUGGGAACUGAGGCGGGCGGGGGGACGGACCCUCAGCCAGAGACCACUAUGGAGACUCACCAGGAUCCCGCCAACUGCAACAACGCCGUCUCCACGGUCUCGUCCGACCAGUUCCUGGUGACCCCUUACCACACCCGCCGCAUAGGGAACCCUGAGGACCUCGUGGAGCUCGCUCAGCAGGUCCAGAAGGCUGAUGAAUUCAUCAGAGCAAAUGCUACAAACAAGCUGAUAGUUAUAGCUGAGCAAAUCCGGCAUUUGCAAACACAGGCCAGGAAGGUAUUGGAAGAUGCUCAAAGAGAUGCUGAACUGCACCAUGCAGCUUGUAAUAUGGUGAAAAAACCUGGAAAUAUUUACUACCUCUAUAAAAGGGAUAAUGGACAGCAAUACUUUUCCAUCCUUUCACCAAAGGAAUGGGGGGCAAGUUGUCCACAUGAUUUUCUUGGUGCCUACAAGCUUCAACAUGACCUCUCCUGGACUCCAUUUGACAACAUUGGGCAGCAAGAUGCUGAACUCGGCAUCAUGGACAAAAUUUUGAGCCAGCAGAUGGCCCUGCCCGAAUGUACAGAGCCCAAUUUCCAGGGCCUCACCUAGUGACCAUGGACAAUGCCAAAUAGAAUGUGGGCCUGGCUAUGCUCGUCUUCUUAGCUUCCCUACAUCCUACUUUGUAGGAGUUGUGAGAAGUGAGAUGUGAUGUACACACAUAUGAGUAUCUUGGAUGAAGACUCCCUGUGUGAAUUGAAGUAUAUUUAUCAACUCCA